Messenger RNA from Chrysemys picta bellii (western painted turtle), 5451 nucleotides. It is a transcript of the gene SCAF4, whose product is annotated as SR-related CTD associated factor 4. Gene Ontology annotation, molecular function: RNA polymerase II C-terminal domain phosphoserine binding; RNA binding. The record is from RefSeq and is a predicted model, not a curated record. NCBI's taxonomy places the organism in Eukaryota, Metazoa, Chordata, Testudines, Emydidae. Gene Ontology annotation, biological process: negative regulation of termination of RNA polymerase II transcription, poly(A)-coupled. Gene Ontology annotation, cellular component: nucleus.
CGCUCUCCUGUGGGUGGCGCGGGGCCGGGAGGCCUACGCGAUCCCAGGGUGCUGUGCGCGGCGUGGGCUCCCUCCGCCAUCCCGCUGGGAGAGACGAUCUGUGCGGGGCCCUGCCAGCGAGACGCCGCCUGCGCGCAGAGCUUCGCCGCCGAACGGACAUGUUAGCGCGGAGCCCCUGAGCGGGACCGAGCCUCCCCCCGCGCGCCUCACGCCGCCGCGGGCACCCGCACCAGCCGCCGCCAACAUGGAGGCCGUGAACGCCUUCAACCAGGAGCUCUUUUCACUCAUGGAGAUGAAACCUCCUAUCUCCCGAGCAAAGAUGAUUCUCAUUACUAAAGCUGCCAUUAAAGCUAUUAAGCUCUACAAGCAUGUAGUACAGAUAGUAGAGAAGUUUAUCAAAAAGUGCAAACCAGAAUAUAAAGUCCCUGGAUUAUAUGUUAUUGACUCUAUUGUUCGUCAGUCUCGUCACCAGUUUGGAACAGACAAGGAUGUUUUUGGGCCAAGAUUUUCUAAAAAUAUAACUGCCACAUUCCAGUAUUUAUAUCUCUGUCCAUCUGAAGACAAGAGUAAGAUAGUUCGUGUCCUGAACCUUUGGCAGAAAAAUGGAGUGUUUAAAAUAGAGAUCAUUCAGCCUCUCCUGGAUAUGGCAGCAGGAACUAGUAGCGCAGCCCCGAUGGCGGAAAACGCUACAAAUAAUGAAGGUUCACCACCCUCUCCAGCAAAGGUUCUAUCUGAACCCACCCAAGUCACUGCUAAUUCAGUACCUACUGUAUCACAAUUGCCUAGUUCUGAUGCCUUUGCAGCUGUAGCUCAGUUAUUUCAGACAACACAAGGACAACAGCUUCAGCAGAUUCUUCAGACUUUUCAGCAGCCUCCAAAACCCCAGUCUCCAGUCAUAGAUAAUACUGUAAUGGCUCAAGUUCAGGCUAUUACUGCUCAAUUGAAGACUACGACAACACAACCACCAGAACAAAAAGCUGCUUUCCCGCCACCUGAGCAAAAAACUUCUUUUGAUAAGAAGCUGCUAGAUCGAUUUGACUAUGAUGAUGAGCCAGAAGCAGUAGAAGACUCAAAGAAAGAGGAUUCAGCUCCGUCUCCUUCCAUUUCUCAACCACCAUUUGGCUUUCCAGGAGAAGGUAUGCAGCAGCCGGUAUAUCCACAGCUCCCAAAUAUAGACCCAUUUCAACCACGACUGAUGGGAAUGCAGCAAGAUCCAAUGCACCACCAGAUCCCGCUCCCUCCUAAUGGACAAAUGCCAGGUUUUGGACUUCUACCUACCCCACAGUUUCCUCCCAUGACUCAGCCUGUGAUACCACCAACACCAGCAGUGCAGCAAACUUUCCAGUCUCCUUUCCCAGUACAGAGUGAACCACACAUACAGAAAACACAUCAGCAGGAUAUGGAGGUGGAACAGCCCUGUGUUCAGGAAGUUAAACGACAUGUUUCUGAUAACAGAAAAUCAAGAUCUAGAUCGGCAUCAAGAUCUCCAAAAAGGAGACGAUCGAGGUCUGGAUCUCGAUCUCGAAGGUCACGUCAUCGUCGCUCUCGUUCCCGAUCCCGGGAUAGGCGCCGACACUCUCCUAGAUCUCGGUCGCAGGAAAGGCGUGAACGAGAAAAAGAGAGAGAACGCAGAUCAAAAGGCCUUCCUCAAAUCAAAUCAGAAACUGUUAGUGUUUGUAGUACUACACUCUGGGUAGGACAACUAGACAAAAGAACAACUCAGCAGGAUGUUGGAAGUCUUUUAGAGGAGUUUGGCCCGAUUGAAUCUAUAAAUAUGAUACCGCCUAGAGGAUGUGCCUAUAUUGUAAUGGUUCACAGACAGGAUGCUUACCGUGCCCUACAAAAACUGAGCCGAGGCAACUUCAAAGUCAAUCAGAAAUCUAUAAAGAUUGCGUGGGCUUUAAAUAAAGGAAUUAAACCAGACUAUAAGCAGUAUUGGGAUGUAGAAUUAGGUGUUACCUACGUACCGUGGGACAAAGUGAAGCCUGAAGACCUUGAAAGUUUUUGUGAAGGAGGAAUGUUGGACAAUGAAACUCUUAGCCCAGAGUGGAAAGGAAUUUCUAAGAAAUCUGAAAAUGAAGUAGCUCAAAAUGGAGGUGCAGAAACUACACAUAAUGAACCAGUGUCACCUAUCCCUAAAGCAUUGCCUGUUCCAAUGCCUGUUCCCAUACCGGCACCUAUAACAGUACCUCCUCCACAGGUUCCACCACAUCCAUCGGUUCCACCACAUCCAUCAGGUCCACCUGUAGUUGGUGCACUUCAGCCGCCUACUUUCACGGCUCCUUUAGGGAUCCCUCCUCCUGGGUUUGGCCCUGGUGUACCACCACCACCUCCAUUUUUGCGACCUGGAUUCAAUCCAAUGCAUUUGCCCCCAGGUUUUCUUCCUCCUGGACCGCCACCUCCUAUAACCCCUCCAGUAUCUGUUCCUCACACUCCAGGAAUAAGCAUCCCAAAUUCUACUGUGGCUGGCAUAAAUGAAGACACUACAAAAGACUUAUCUAUUGGAAAUCCCAUUCCAACUGUGGUUUCUGGAUCGAGAGGGAAUGCUGAAACUGGUGAUGGUUCCAAAAUAUUUGGGACUGUUCCACCACCUGUAGCACCUACUAACAUACCUCCACCUGUCACCCAACCUAUUUCACUUCUUGGUACUCAAGGGGUUACGCCACCUGCUCCUGUGAUCGGGCUACAGGCACCAUCUACUGGCCUCCUUGGUGCACGGCCUGGUUUAAUACCACUCCAGCGACCUCCAGGAAUGCCACCACCUCAUCUACAACGGUUUCCCUUGAUGCCACCUCGGCACAUGCCUCCCCAUAUGUUGCACAGAGGUCCACCUCCAGGACCAGGGAGCUUUGGAAUGCCUCCACCACAUGGAAUGAAAAACCCUUUUCCACCACCUGGUCACUUUGUCAGGCCUGGUGGGAUACCAGGAGUUGGAGGACCAGGUGGGCCUGAAGAUAAUAGAGAUGGAAGGCAGUUUAGGAAUGAUAGGCAGACAUUCACUCCUAAUAGAGACCAGGAAAGGUUUGGAAGGAGGUCUUUUGGAAACCGGGUAGAAAAUGAGCGUGAGCGCUAUGGUAACCGCAACGAUGAUAGAGAUCAUGAGCGACUUGGUAAUCGCGAAAGGAGAGAAUGGGGAAGAAGAAGUCCUGAACGUGAUAGACAUAGAGACUUGGAGGAGAGAAAUAGACGGUCCAGUGGACACCGAGACAGAGAGAGAGAUUCUAGAGAUAGGGAGUCUCGUAGAGACAAGGAAGAAAAUCGAGGAAAGGAAAAACCUGAGCUGACAGACAGGGCAGAUGGUGACAAAAACCAUGAAUCUCAUAGUGGCAAAGUGGAAAAUGCAGACAUUGUUUCAGAACUUAAUAAAGGGGAGUCUGAACCUACAGGUGUAAAACCUGAUGAAGAGUUAACAUCUGAGGCUACCUCAUCUGUUGAGCAAGCCGAAAAGGAUACCGGCUCAGUUGUAGAGGCUCCUCGCUAGAGACUGGAAUUUGUCAAAAACGUGACAGUGACAUUUAAUGGAGUGUAGAGCUUUAGAGUUGUACAGUACUGCUGUAUUAUAUUUGCUUCUGCUAUACCACAGCCCCUCAGUAGUUUGUGGGGAAUUGUAAGCAAUUUGAUUGCUUCCCUUCUAUUUAAAAUAGUGUCAACAUAACACAAAAUACUGAAGAUAUGAAUAUUACCCAUUUUUGCUGUAACUUUUUUAAAGUUUUGACUUUAAAAAGUUUACAAAUCAGAAGUAGAAGUGCUUUCUAUUUUUUUUUUUUUAAUUUAAGAAAAGGUAACGGUGAAAGCUCCUCAAAACAAUAGGGAUGUGUUUUUAAUAAACUCUAUUUUCGUAACAAACUUUAACGUGUGCUAUUCUUCCUACACUGCACUGAAGUGGAAAAGGAUUGUUCAACAUCUUAAAGUUUGAACUGUUAAUGCUGUACUGGAGUCUAAAUUAGACUGUUUUGUUUAUAAUUGUUAAAAAGAAAUACAUCUGUUUGUGUAGCUAUUCACAAAAGCAAAUUUUUAUUUGUAAUAGUUAUUUUGAUUUUUAGAUUGCUGCAUUUUAAUGAUCUACUUGACCAUACUAGGUAAAGGUUAGUGGUUUUAAAAUGUUAUUUGAAGAGGUAAUUGUUUAAGUGUUUGCAAUGCAAUCAAGGUUUUAUUUUUUCUCCAAUUGGUUCUAUAAUGUUGCCCUAAUUAACCUUUAAAAAUACUUACUGACAAAGCAGACCACUUCAGAAAGUCUGCUCUGCUUGUAAUGUUAUAUUAAGAUUGUGUGUGGUGGGCUGGGGAAGCACCAGUUCAGCAUCUUUUGUACUUGUAAUUCAUUAAUGCUUUUUGGAAGGGGGUGGGUGGGAGAGAAAUCAGAGACACCAAAUCACCAAUUUAAAAUGCUAACCUAUUUUUUUUAAGUGGGGAUGGGAAGUGGUGGUGGGGAUAUUCAAGGGUUUUAUAAAAUGCUGUCUGUUCCUUCACACAAGUCUAGCCAAUUACUAUUGUUUGUUUAUAUUAAAAUUGCUUAUCUCCUGUACUCUAGCAAGAGGUAGGCUUAAACUUUUUGCCCAUGUGAUGGUAUAAUUAUCAAACUAAUGGAAGAAUACACAUUCCUGUAUUUGUGUAAGUUUAACUGUUUUCUCUCUCUGACAAAUUAUUUUUUUGUAAAAUAAACUACAAAAGGGCAAGUACUAAUUCUAAUAGCCCUUCUGCUGCAAACAAUUUAGAGGCAGCCAACAGUAAUCUGAACCAAAUCCCAAAGAAUUCUACAUCUGGAAGCUUUCUCCUUCAUUAUCCUGUGCACAAGAAAAUGAGGCUUAUGUUACACAGAGGUUCAACUGAAGCCUGUUGUACUAUAAAAUGUAGUGGGGGGAAAAAAACUCUCUGAAUCUUGUCCAUGUUCAAAUGUUUUUCCCCUGGGAGUAGAUGUGCUCUGCAUUUUAAAGUUGAUUUUUCUUCCUAAGUGAAGGGCAGCUGCUUUCUUACAUCAAUACUUUUUCAUAGCUGGGAUUUUUUGGGAGGGAGGUAACAGUAGGGGGAGGAUAUGGGGGGGGAAGAGGACAUAUAUUUUUUGUUCUUGCAAUAGCAGAAUAAAGAAAAAAAAACUGUUUACAUACUUGCAGUGAACUCAAAUUCCAUGUGUUAAAACUUGUGUAUCCUUAAUGUUUGUUCUAUGGCAGGCCACUGGACCUAACUUUUUUUAUAUAAGAACACAUUUGUCUAAGUGUAAAAUGGUCUUAACUGUCAAUUCUCCCCCUUCCUUAUAGGUCUUUGAGUGGAUACAUUUUAUCAAGACAUGGAAAUAACCAUUUAUGUAUUAUAGGUAACAUGAGUCACCCUACACUUCCACCAUCUCCAUUUAGAAAUCAGAUUUUCAAACAGUGAACAACUUACUGUUUGCAAUGCCAUUUCUUAAUGGUGUCCUGUAUACAAACUUUUAAACAUUAAAGGGUAAACAUGGUUUAA